Molecule: messenger RNA, 2348 nt
Organism: Dromiciops gliroides (monito del monte)
Lineage: Eukaryota; Metazoa; Chordata; Mammalia; Microbiotheria; Microbiotheriidae
Product: selenocysteine insertion sequence-binding protein 2-like
Biological process (GO): selenocysteine incorporation
Cellular component (GO): ribonucleoprotein complex
Molecular function (GO): ribonucleoprotein complex binding; selenocysteine insertion sequence binding; mRNA 3'-UTR binding
Source: RefSeq, a predicted model, not a curated record
AUGGUCAGAAUCCUCAGAUGCAUGUGUCUUUCCUAACUUCGCAACUACAUGCUAUCCAUUUGUUCAGGAACUACCUGUGACCAAAGUGUUUGUUCAGUUCUUGGCUCACAGUAUGAUUAUAACCACCCUAAAUGUUAUAAUAAUGUGCAAAUAGUUAAAUCCAUAAAUGAACAAAAUUGUUCUCUCCCAGAAGAAACUAAAAGCCUGUUUAAGAAAAGAAUGACGUUUGAUGAGCAAAAAUUAAACAGUAAAGGGACUGAAGGAAAUUCAUCCUCUGAUAUAAAAUCAGCUAAAGGUCCCCAUCAGAUUUCUACUCACACUGAAGGUGGUUCAAAAUCAGACAUUUAUCAUAAGCAUGCAGACAGGAAACCUAAAACCAGCCAAAAAAAUGUACCUUCUUCCAAACCUGAAUUUGAACUUAAGCUGUUGGAUUUUCCUAAACUACAAGGUUCUGAGAACAGUGACAUACCAGAAUUACAAAAGCAACCCAAGUGGGGACCUUUGAGCUCCACUGCUAGUGAUAUAUCCCUCAUUAGAGAAAUGGUGAAACCUACAUUAUCAAAGGAAGAAUUAGUUGUGAAAGCUGAAACAACUGCAUCUGAGCCUGACACUAAUACCCCCUCUUCUACAAGAGAGCUAUCUUGGACACCAAUGGGUUAUGUCAUUCGGCCAACAACCACUGAAACACCAGCCCUUAAAAAUGUUACUUCACUGGUAAACACAAAGAAAAAUGGUUUAUCAGUAACCCCUAAGAAAGUUACCACAUCAUUUUCAUCACCUGAAGUUCUAACUACCAAUGCUUACAAUAAAGGAAAACAAAUAGUUCGGGAUCCUAAAAAGACAAAAACCAACAAUGUGGGUGAAAUUGACCAGGAAGAAAUAAGAAAGAACAAAAAAAAGAAAAAGAAGCCUAAAGCAAAUUAUGAAACUCUUACAGUCCAAGAGCCACCAAGGAUUGAAGAUACUGAAGAGUUUCCUAAUCUGGCUAUUGCUUCUGAAAGAAAAAACAGACCACAGUCAUCAAAAUUUCACUCUAAACAGCAACCAGAGACUACUACAAAAAAGUUUGGGAAGAAGAGUCAAAUUCCAGUGAAGUUGGAUUUGGGAGGAAUGCUGGCUGCAUUGGAAAAAAAGCAGCAUUCACAGAAUUCAAAACAGUCUUCCAAACCUGUUGCAGUUUCUGUUGGUGCAGUACUAGUACUUUCCAAAGAAUUAGCAACAUCAGCGAAAAAUCACCGGUUAAAUCAAGUGAUGUCUCCUCAUAAUCCGCUGGAUUCUAGUUCUCCCUUAAUAAAGAAGGGCAAGCAAAGGGAAGUCCCAAAGGCCAAAAAGCCAACAUCCCUGAAGAAGAUUAUUUUGAAAGAGCGAGAAGAAAGAAAACAGAACCAUCUCUUAGAACAGCUUUCAGUUCCAGCAUUUGCUCAGAGGACUGAGCAAGAUUUGGCAAAUAAUGUUAACAGUCAAUCAUCUGACCAGGUUGCCCGGCCAGAUUUUGAGCAAAUAGAGGAAAAAGAAGACUCAGUCCCUGAUUCUUCUACUGUCGAAGUGGAAAAUACAUCAGAAGAGCCCUAGAUAGAUAAUCAUGAACUCCAACAGGAUGCAGAAGUUUCCCCCAUUGUUACACAGCCAGUUUCUCCUUUACCAAAGAUCCAUAGAAGGAGAUUUAGAGAUUACUGCAGUCAAAUGCUUAGUAAAGAAGUUGAUGACUUUGUGAUGGAUCUUCUUAAAGAACUGGUUCGAUUUCAAGAUCGUAUGUAUCAGAAAGAUCCAGUAAAAGCAAAGACAAAAUGCCGGCUUGUGAUGGGACUCAGAGAAGUGCUCAAACAUCUGAAACUCAGAAAACUAAAAUGUGUUAUUAUUUCUCCAAACUGUGAAAAGAGCAAAUCAAAAGGUGGGUUGGAUGAGACAUUGCAUACCAUUAUCAAUUAUGUCUGUGAACAGAAUGUCCCAUUUGUGUUUGCUCUCAAUCGAAAAGCUUUGGGAUGGAGUGUAAACAAAGCAGUACCAGUCAGUGUGGUAGGAAUUUUCAGCUAUGAUGGUGCACAGGAUCAAUUUCACAAAAUGAUAGAGCUUACAAUGGAAGCCAGACAGGCAUAUAAGGUUAUGCUAUCAACUUUUUUUAAUGAAGCACUAGAGACAGAGAAUCCUAUAUCUCUCUUGCUUACUCCGCAGGGUGAAAGUUGCUCUUCAGAACAUAGUAAAACAGCCGAUAAAACAAAAGAGGAAGAACCAAAUUAUAUUAAAAUCUGGAAGAAAAAUCUGGAAGAGUAUAGUCCAUAUGCACUGGAAUUAGAGCAGACUUCAACCACUGAAAUGCUGAAUUUGAAUUUAUGAGAAAAGAAUACUUG